Striga asiatica is the source of this 315-nucleotide messenger RNA. Lineage: Eukaryota; Viridiplantae; Streptophyta; Magnoliopsida; Lamiales; Orobanchaceae. The record is from the annotation of a GenBank genome assembly.
AUGGGAAAACUGAGAACGGAGGCCACUGAGUUUGAGAAUGGUGGUGUACUGCAGGCUGGAUAUGGAACUUUGUUGGUGUACUACAUAGGCUGGGGUAUUCGAUUGUGGGUGUUCACUUCCAUUUUAGACCUGAAAGCCUGCAGCUGGCAACCGUGGAUUUAUAAUGAGAGAAGGGCCUGCAUUCUGAGGCAUUGGCUUUCUGGUUUGGUACACCAGUCAACACUCGAUUUUCCUGGGCAUAAGGCAGCAAAUCUGACUGCACUUUGUUUUGGGGAAGUGGAGGAAGUCCAGGAAGAGUCUGAGCACUUUGCAUGA